Molecule: messenger RNA, 613 nt
Organism: Micropterus salmoides (largemouth bass)
Lineage: Eukaryota; Metazoa; Chordata; Actinopteri; Centrarchiformes; Centrarchidae
Gene: tac3b
Product: tachykinin precursor 3b
Exons: 5
Coding region: 59-391 (110 amino acids)
Source: RefSeq, a predicted model, not a curated record
AUGGGAGUUAUGUGCAGGUUUUGCGUUCAUCUGACCGACGGACUUACAUUUCAGAGUGAUGGAGAGAACUCCAAACUGCUGCGCUAUUACUUCACUGAUCGCUUUGGCCAUCCUAGUCUUAUUUCCUGUGAGGUCUUGGUGUGAGGAAGACACCUACAAAUUGCCAGCACAGGCCAACAAGCCAGAGUGCUGUGUUAAUGGAGCUGCACAGCUGCACAAGAGAUUUGAUGACAUCGACUAUGACAGCUUUGUGAGUCUAAUGGGAAGGAGAAGUGCUGCUCAUGCUAAGAGAGACAUGGAUCACAUCUUCACUGCUCUGCUGGGACGGAGAACAAGAAUAGUGUGUCCAUGUGCCAAGGAGUAUUUCAACAGAGAAAAAGAGGCCAACUAAUCAAUCACGGGAGGCAGAGGUUUCAACGCUUUCCGUAGUGGAGCUGUCACACCUCCACAACCUCAACACGCCUUCUGUCUCUCCCACAGUGCUGAUAAAUCCUCACAGCUAUGGCAUCCACAGAGGAAAACAUAUUAAAGUUAUUUAACCCAGAAAAGUGAAAAGGCCAUAUUAACCACACAUGAAUGCUUUUCUACCGUCACUGGAAAAUGUUCAGACAUA